CCAGAGCCUCCAAUCGAUCACAAAUUGCCGUUGCAUGUCGGGAAUCCAGAAAAUUGUUUCAUCGUAGGAAUCGAGUGCGGGGAAGCGCCGUGAGAGAGCGAGCGAGAGCGACAGAGAGAUUGGGUCAGGGAUGACUACGGGAGGGAUGAGUGCCGCGAGAGGCAUGAGUGCCUUGUUCCGCUCCUCGCAAAUGGCGUCGGCAAUGCGGUUGCGAGCAGGCGCUGGUUUGCCCGUAGGUAGCAUGGAAGUUCCUGCUCAUCCUCUUCCUGAGAACGCAGAGCUUAUUUGGGACGAUGGAAGUCCGUUCCCAGAGCCAUGUCUUGACAAUGUAGCUCCUAUGGUGGGCAAGUAUGAAGCGCUGGCUUGGCUCUUGGGAGGCAUGGGAUUGUUUGCCGGGAUUGGUGGCUUGGCUGCUUGGAAUGACAAAGCUUCACGAAUUCCUUGGGCACCACGGGAGUAUCCUUACGACGACUUAAAGGUGGAGCUUGGUAAAGAGUGAACCUUGGUAGAGUAGUCAGUCCUAAAGCUGGUAGAUUGAAUCAGAUCAUUACAUCUGCUGUGUUCUUUGCAGGGACUAAACUGAAGGAAGUUCUUUAUCAGUUAGUUUUAGAGCAUAUAUUGAACCUCAAACUGUGUUGGUUGUCUGAGAUAGGCCUCCGAGCCAUACGAAGACUUCAUGUAGAAUGGCUUAGUACCUGCAGAUGACAUCCACGUGCUCAUCUCUUUGUACAGGCUGACUGAAAUAAAGUGAUGAUAGUAGGUUCAAGAGUGUUCUUAUUUUUAUUUAUUAUUUACUUAUUGA
Physcomitrium patens is the source of this 802-nucleotide messenger RNA. Its product is annotated as NADH dehydrogenase [ubiquinone] 1 beta subcomplex subunit 8, mitochondrial. The record is from RefSeq and is a predicted model, not a curated record. Lineage: Eukaryota; Viridiplantae; Streptophyta; Bryopsida; Funariales; Funariaceae.